UUUCAUGUCUGCCACUAGGGGCCGACCAUGACUUAAAGAAAUGCUUUUUGGGUCAAUGGAUGGGAACGGCCCAUUUUAUAAUAUUGUUUGUAAAUUUUUUUGGACGUAGAUGGAAAUGAUCCAAUUACAUAUUUCCCCUGCUCACAGACAUUUGCAUUGCACCUAGCAAACACCAGUUUUUUUGUUUGAACAUCGAUCCGCAUCAAUGGCUCUUGUGAGAACAUCUCCAGGAACCUCUUCUGAUUCCAACACUUUUCGGGGUUAUCGCUACGACGUGUUCUUGAGCUUCAGAGGUGAAGAAACUCGCAAGACUUUUACCGACCACCUCUACACAGCCUUGAACAACGCAGGAUUUCUUACGUUCCGAGACGACGAUGAACUUGAGAGAGGAGGAGAUAUAAAGCUAGGACUGCAGAAAGCGAUCCAGCAGUCACGAACUUCUGUUGUCGUGUUUUCGAAAGAUUACGCGUCAUCCAGUUGGUGUCUUGAUGAGCUUGUGCUGAUCCUUGAACGCAAGCGGACCACCUCGGACCAUGUAGUUUUACCAGUCUUCUACGAUGUCGAUCCGUCCCACGUGAGGAAGCAGACAGGAAGUGUUAGAAAAGCAUUUACUAGAAGCCAGAAAAAUCAGUCACCGGAAAAGGUGGAGGGAUGGAGGAAGGCACUUGCAGAGAUUGCAGAUCUAGCAGGCAUGGUCUUACAAAAUCAAGCUGAUGGGUACGAGUCAAAGUUUAUCAAAAACAUUGCUAAAGUGAUAAGAGACAAGUUAAGUCGCACGCCGUUGAGUGUUGAACCAAAAUUGAUUGGAAUUCAAUCUCAAGCGGAACGCAUCAAUUUGUGGUUACAAGAUGAAUCAAGUGAUGUUGGUAUAUUUGUUGUGUAUGGCAUGUCUGGAAUAGGGAAGACAACCAUUGCAAAACAGGUUUACAAUUCAAACUUUAGAAGCUUUCAAGGAAGUAGUUUCAUUGAAAAUAUCAAAGAAACAGCAGAUCAACCAAAUGGCUUAGUUCAAGUACAAAUGCAACUUCUUUGUGAUAUUUUGAAUGACAGAGAAGUGAAAAUACACAGUGUUAGUGAGGGAAUAAUUAAGAUUGAAAGGGCCAUAAGCUUUAGAAGAGUUCUACUUGUUCUUGAUGAUGUUGACCAUAUGGACCAAUUAGAUGCAAUCCUAAGGAUGAAAGAUCAGUUUUAUCCGGGAAGUAAGAUACUAAUAACAACUAGGCGUGAAAGGUUGCUAAAGGCAGAUCAAGUUACAGAGUUGCACAUAAUUCAAACUUUGGAUUACAAUCAAUCAUUAAAGCUUUUCAGUUGGCAUGCUUUUGGCCAAGACCAUCCCAUAGAAGAAUACAUGGAGCACUCAAAACAACUAGUGCAGUAUACCGGCGGACUUCCAUUAGCUCUAAAAGUUUUGGGUUCUUCUUUAUCAGGGCAAAGUAUAGGUGUAUGGGAAAGUGCAUUGGAGAAGCUAAAAGUUAUUCCUGAUGGUGAAAUCAUGAAUAAACUAAGAAUAAGCUAUGAAAGUUUAAAAGAUGACCAUGACCGGAAAUUAUUCCUCCAUAUUGCUUGUUUCCUAAUAGGAAGGAACAAAAGCUACAUUGUUAGAAUAUUGGAUGGAUGUGAUUUCUAUACAACCAUUGGCAUUGAAAAUCUCAUUGAUAGGUGCUUGGUGACACUUGAUAAACACGGCAAGGUGAAAAUGCAUGACAUGAUACGUGCUAUGGGAAGAGAAAUUGUUCGCCAAGAAUCAGAAGAGCCUGAGAAACGUAGUAGAUUAUGGCGCCAUAAGGAUUCUUUCCAAGUAUUGAGGAAGAAAAAUGGUACAAAAAAAAUCCAAGGUCUUGUCCUGGAUGUGCGUGACCAUCCUGCAAACAGUCCAAUAAACACAAAUGAGAUAGUCUUGGAAACCAAUGCAUUUGCAAGGAUGUGCAAUUUACAACUACUCCAUCUUAGUCAUGUACGACUGGAUGGAUGUUAUGCAGAUUUUCCUACAGAAUUAAGAUGGUUGUGUUGGCUUGAAUUUCCUUUGGAUUCUAUACCAAUUGAUUUUCCUUUGGAGAACGUAAUUGUUCUUGAAAUGCAAUACAGUAGCUUGAGACAAGUAUGGAGAGGAACAAAAUUUCUUCCAUCGUUGAAGAUCCUUGAUGUGAGCCAUUCUCAUGGCCUUAGUGAAACCAUUGACUUCUCACUUUCCCCCAAUCUAGAGGAACUGAUUCUUGUAGAUUGCACAAGCCUGAAGAAUGUUCAUGAAUCCAUUGGAAACCUGGAGCAACUCGUGUACUUGAAUAUGAAGGAUUGCAAGAAUCUUAGGAUUCUUCCGAAGAACAGGUGCAUGCUUAAAUCACUUGAAACACUCAUUUUAUCUGGUUGUUCAAAUCUUGAUGAGUUUCCACAGUUUCUUCCAUCGUUGAAGAUCCUUGAUGUGAGCCAUUGUCAUGGCCUUAGUGAAACCAUUGACUUUUCACUUUUCCCCAAUCUAGAGGAACUGAUUCUUGUAGAUUGCACAAGCCUGGAGAAUGUUCAUGAAUCCAUUCGAAACCUGGAGAGACUCGUGUACUUGAAUAUGAAGGAUUGCAAGAAUCUUAGGAAGCUUCCGAAGAACAUGUGCAUGCUUAAAUCACUUGAAACACUCAUUUUAUCUGGUUGCUCAAAUCUUGAUGAGUUUCCACAGUUUCUUCCAUCGUUGAAGAUCCUUGACGUGAGCCAUUCUCAUGGCCUUAGUGAAACCAUUGACUUCUCACUUUUCCCCAAUCUAGAGGAACUGAUUCUUGUAGAUUGCACAAGCCUGGAGAAUGUUCAUGAAUCCAUUGGAAACUUGGAGAGACUCGUGUACUUGAAUAUGAAGGAUUGCAAUAAUCUUAGGAAGCUUCCGAAGAACAUGUGCAUGCUUAAAUCACUUGAAACACUCAUUUUAUCUGGUUGCUCAAAUCUUGAUGAGUCUCCAGUGGAGAUGGUGAAGAAGAUGGAGUCUCUGAAAGUUUUUGAGUCAUAUGGAAUUCCAAUAAGUGAAUUAUGGCCAGAAAGAAGUUCAGCUAUCUUGAGUUCUUUUCCAUCCUUUGUGGUAGAGUUAAGUCUGAAGGGGUGCAGUCUUUCUGAUGAUGUGCUUCCUACGGAUUUAAGUAAUUUAUCCCACUUGCGAAGACUACAUUUAGAUGAGAAUCCAAUUUGCAGUCUGCCAGUUUUCAUCAAAGGUUUGAGGAGGAUCGAUGAACUCUCUUUCAAGGGUUGUGAUAGGCUCGAAUCGCUUGUGGGGUUGCCGGAAGUACACCAUUGGAUAAGUAUAGUCGGAUGCAUAUCAUUAAAAAAAAUAACUUUUCAUUCCCCUAAUCGACAGGGUUUAUCAACUGUGGGUAACAACUGGAAUCUUAUUGAGUGGGAGGGUCGUUACAAGUUAGAGCCUAUUGAUAGAGUUGAUGUGGAAAUGAUCAAACUUUUGGGCUUGUGCAACUUGGAAUCCAUGCCAGCUGUUCGAAUGUAUAAUCCAUGGACAUUCAGGGAUCCCAAAGAGGUCCCCGUCCAGGGACUGUAUCAAGGUGGUAUAUUCAACACAUUUUUUGUUGGGAAUGAUGUUCCAGGCCGGUUCAGCUAUAAAAGUACCAAGUCCUCGAUAUCUUUUAUUGUCCCUUUACUACUUGCUAGUCACAGAAUUCGAGGCUUGAGCAUCUUUGCUACCUAUGCAAAGGAAAAUUCAAAUAAUUAUUUUACUUUACGUAGAAUUGCUCCAAUAAUGAUCAAAGUGAGAAACAAGAGUAAGGGUCUGAAGUGGAUCCUUGCCCCAGAGUUCUAUGGAAUUCCAGGUGAUGGAGAAGAUAUGAUAUGGUUGAGCCAUUGGAAGAUGGAGAAUGAAGCAAUAUUACAAUGUGGAGAUGAAGUGGUGGUUUCGGUAAUAACCAGACCACGUGACGUGUUUUGGGUAAAGGAGUUUGGUGUCGAGCUUGUGCAAGAGCACCAAGACAAGAUGAGUACCCAACACAACUCCAAAUCAGAUCCUGAUUAUCCAUUUGUUAUCGGUGGAGAUUUGCAGACGUGGAAGUGCAGACCGGGAAUAUACUUCCUGAGCGGUUAUGCAAUAAAAGAUACUGACGACAUUGAUAUCCUCUUCAUGGACUCUGAUGAAGAAGACACAAACAAAGAAGGGCAAGAGAAUGAACGUGAUGAUUCAAUUCCAAAGACGAGGGUUGCUAGCAAUAACUACAGCCUGAGAGGCUGGAAGGUGCGCCUCACAGCUGUCGGCUUCUUUUUCGCGCUUGCUCUAGUAGGUUGGUCCUCCAUCUCCCAAAAAAAGAAACGACACUCGCCCACAAGCCCACCAAGAGUUUGUAAUUUGACUUGAUAUAGAUAUAUCUUUGCAUUCCUUGCUCUCAAGAUGUUUUCUACCUUCAAAACUUCAAGUUCAAAGCUGAUCACUCUUAACCGCUUGAGAUCUAAGAGCCCCUUGCAACUAGA
Messenger RNA from Pyrus x bretschneideri (Chinese white pear), 4443 nucleotides. RefSeq names its product disease resistance protein RUN1-like. The record is from RefSeq and is a predicted model, not a curated record. The transcript has 6 exons. Gene Ontology annotation, biological process: defense response; signal transduction. Bases 206 to 4330 code for a protein of 1374 amino acids. NCBI's taxonomy places the organism in Eukaryota, Viridiplantae, Streptophyta, Magnoliopsida, Rosales, Rosaceae. Gene Ontology annotation, molecular function: ADP binding.